Molecule: messenger RNA, 2917 nt
Organism: Triplophysa dalaica
Lineage: Eukaryota; Metazoa; Chordata; Actinopteri; Cypriniformes; Nemacheilidae
Gene: aqp4
Product: aquaporin 4
Exons: 5
Coding region: 1-993 (330 amino acids)
Biological process (GO): transmembrane transport
Cellular component (GO): plasma membrane; basolateral plasma membrane
Molecular function (GO): water channel activity
Source: RefSeq, a predicted model, not a curated record
AUGAGAAAAGCCUUUUCGCACGUCUCCGUUUCGAAUAAAAGGUUUGGUUUUCUUCGGAGGUGUUUAUCAUCUUGCUCAUGCAAUAAUACUGUCAUGGCCGCCUUUAAGGGUGUGUGGACUCAGGAAUUCUGGCGAGCCGUUUCGGGGGAGUUCCUCGCCAUGUUAAUAUUUGUGCUGCUCAGUCUGGGAUCCACCAUCAACUGGUCGGCAAAAGAAGAGAAGCCUUCGCCUCCUGAUCUUGUCCUCAUUUCUCUGUGCUUUGGCUUGUCCAUCGCAACCCUCGUCCAGUGUUUUGGCCACAUCAGUGGUGCCCAUAUCAACCCGGCUGUCACGGCAGCAAUGGUCGCCACACGGAAGCUGAGUCUUGCAAAGGCUGUGUUUUAUCUUUUGGCACAGUGCCUGGGGGCACUGGUGGGGGCAGCGAUCCUGUAUGGGGUGACCCCGGCAUCGGUGAGAGGAGGACUGGGAGUUACUUCUGUCAAUCCUGAAAUCUCCACUGGCCAUGCAAUUGUGAUUGAACUCAUAAUCACGUUUGAGCUCGUCUUCACCGUUUUUGCCACGUGUGACACCAAACGCAGUGAUCUCAAAGGUUCAGCGGCAUUGGCGAUCGGCCUGUCAGUGUGCAUUGGUCAUCUGUUUGCUAUCCCGUACACCGGAGCCAGUAUGAAUCCGGCUCGCUCUUUUGGGCCUGCGGUCAUCAUGGGAAAAUGGAACGAUCACUGGGUGUACUGGGUGGGCCCUCUAAUAGGGGGCGUACUAGCUGCCACUGUGUAUGAAUAUUUAUUUUGUCCUGACCUUGACCUGAAGCGUCACUAUGUUGACGUCCUCUCCAAGAGACCCUUCCAAAUCGACCCGUAUCGGGUGGUGGACACUGAUGCUUUCCCCAACGAUCAAGCGCAGCUUAUGGUCAAGCAGGCCAAGAUCAGAGUGUUGGACAUGGAGAGGGAGAAGAAGGAGAGAGAAUCGACAGGAGAGGUGUUGUCAUCUGUAUGACUAGUAAGAUGCACUGAGAAGGAACCACAAAACAAUGGAGAGCUCAAGGAGACAGAUUUGAUCUAGUCACAGUGUGUGUUUGUGAAGAUUUUUCAAAUCUGCUACAAAAAUACACCUGACUAUGAAUGAGCUAAAAACGACCUAAUGAUCAGAUUUCACACAUAUUUUGUAAUGACUUUAUUGCCAGCCACAUGUUACAGCCAUAUUGUCAAUAGAAUCGCUAUGGGGGUUUUCCCCAAUUCUUGUGUGCAGCAAAUGCAUCCUAUAAUUCAUCCCCAGUAAGUCAAAUGCAAUACCUGAGGAUUCUGACACGGGUAACAGUUUUGUUUGGUCUACAUGUUAUAUUACCUGCAAUAUCAUGGGUCAUGAUUAGAUCAUCACCAUUGUAAAACAUUUGUCUUCUCAGUGCACUCUAUAUGAAUUAACCCCUUCACUCCCUUUACUCCCUUAUAUUGUACAGAGUACUUUUAGUUAUGAAGGUUUGAAAUGUUACUUUAGUAAUAUGUAGUAUUGCAACUUUUAUAUUUUAUAUUCGAUGCUUCCAGAUUUUUGCAUACCCGACCUUUUAUAUGACGGACAUGUGCACAAAAAAAAACUGAAAACACAACUAGUGUUAGAAGAACAACUAGAAAAAUGCACUAGUUUACUAGUGUAAUGUCUUUAAAAGAUAUAUUUUUAUUAAUAGGGAAAUUAUUAUAAUUUUUUCUUCAGUUCACAAUUAAGCUUCACAAAGUAAGUUUUUACAUGUCAACUUCAUGUUAGCCAAUUAUGUUGAUUACCGAAACGUGUUUUUAAAAUACUUGUUCCAUAGCCCAUAACUAAUAAUCAAAAUCAAGAAAUAUUUAUGUACAUUGCAUUGUGCCUACCUGUAAUUUUUUCUCAGAGCAUUUCUUCAUUCUAAGUGAAAUGUUUAGUGUGUAUACUCUUUAUUACCAGCAGAGGGCAGCAUACACUAAAUAAGCGAUGCCAAUCAGAGAUCCCAAUAAUAUUGAGCAGAUUUGUUUAUCUUUUAUUGCCAGAUUUUUGCUUUCGUUUUUGGGAGAUAGCCCAGGGACCUUCAGCUCCUCUCUUUGGUAUAUGAUCAAAUAAAUACUCCCGUUUAAAUAUAGUAAGAAGGGCACGCAUUUUUUAAGUAAAGGCUUUUUGAAAUAGCCUAUAACACGUCCUUCUUUUUUCUUCAAACAGUUUCCAUUCUAUGUAUGCAUGUGUAUUGGUAUCUCAGUGUGUAAAAUGGGAGGAAGAGGGAAUGAAAUUCCAAGUGUUUAUAUUUUUAUUUAUAAUUAAGAUUGGGGUUAAUCCCAAGGGGGCUGACGGCAUGGCAGCAUCCCAUUCUUCAAUGCCUCCCUCAGCUAUUUAUUAAAAUUUAAAUCUUAAUUGCUCCAUUUAAAUUAAUUGGAGAAAGAAAAAAAUCUCAGCAGUUAGUCUCUUGAAAUAUUUAUUUUCCCAUGAGACUACAGAGGAGAUUCUCUAGCACAACGCACGUAGAAAGCUACCCAGACUACUCACUUUUCCAGGAUCAAACACUUGCGUGUGAAUGUGCAUGAAUCCAACUUAAAGCCUUAAAAGUUAUAAGAAACCUUGCAAACAAGUGAUGAAAAUUGCAAAAGCAUAGACAGUCAAACAGAUGCAUACAUAAGAAACAGACACACACACUUGUGUAAGGCACAAAGGAAGGAAGUUUAAUUCAGUGACAGUUGAAACAAGGCCAAGGGCUAAACACAAUAAACAAUCUGAAUCUGAAUAUUCAUGCAAGCUCACACUGUGGUUCUGUGUAAUAAUAAGCAGCCCAAUGAAUAUUCCUGGAGACAAAUUCAUGUAAUGGACUGAUGUGGAAGGUUGUGUCUAUAUCUUCAAGUAUUGCGUUCCGCUCUCAAGGUGGAGUGUUUAAAUGGGACCUGAGGAGUUAAGCUUACUGACCUUUAUG